GACUAUCGUGCCUUCCCUGCAGCGCAGAUUCAGAUUACGUCGUGGAACGGCAGAGCUCUCCUUCACCACAAGCCAGAGGUUCGGCGCAAGAAGUUCAAGAAGCUCGCUCUGAUGUGCAGACGGCAGGCGAUCAUAUGUCUGCAGGAAGUACACGGCACGUUGGAAGAGCUCAAGCAUCAUUGUUAUCUUCAUCGUAUUCCUGGAGCGGUGCUGGGAUCGGUACCACAGCAUGACUCGGGAGGUGUAGCGAUUAUCAUAUCCCAGAUGCCCCAGAUGGAGGCGGAGGAGGCGAUUCGCGUUGGAAGAUUGAAACGUGAGAUCCUGGUCCAUGGCAGGGCCCACCGUGUCAUGAUUAAGGCGCGAGCUAACGAGCACCGAGCUGACUCCAUGACCAUAGUGUACAACAUCCACAACUUCGGGUUGUCAAGGGAGCAGGUGGACACGAUCUCAGCCAGGAUCUCAGCGGAGUCUUCAGUGGCAGCCCAAAGCCCGUACAGGACGACCGUCCUUGCUGCGGGCGGCUUCAACUACACGGAGACGGCGGCGAUGCACCUUCAUGUCCCAGAGAUUGACAAAGGCAUAUCGGAUCACCCUCCGGUGCAGAUCAGCUUCGCUCACAGGGAUUUGAAGCCAGAGGAGGACCAGCCUGUGCCUGCCUUCAUAUGCAAGCAGCCAGAGUUCAAGUACUUCUUAGACCUGUUGAUGAGCCACUCGGACAUACAUAGGCUGCAGGCGAUUCCCAAGUGGGCGGAGCACAAGAGAUUGCUGAGGGAGGCUGCCCGUCUGACGCGUAACAAGCUCGUGAGCAUGCGCGCGCCUCCGCUGGAG
Messenger RNA from Prorocentrum cordatum, 828 nucleotides. The record is from the annotation of a GenBank genome assembly. Lineage: Eukaryota; Dinophyceae; Prorocentrales; Prorocentraceae.